Molecule: messenger RNA, 1529 nt
Organism: Polypterus senegalus (gray bichir)
Lineage: Eukaryota; Metazoa; Chordata; Cladistia; Polypteriformes; Polypteridae
Gene: tnfa
Product: tumor necrosis factor a (TNF superfamily, member 2)
Exons: 4
Coding region: 214-909 (231 amino acids)
Biological process (GO): immune response
Cellular component (GO): membrane
Molecular function (GO): tumor necrosis factor receptor binding
Source: RefSeq, a predicted model, not a curated record
UGCCGCCCACAAUGACUGACAUAAUCGGAUUUCCCCAAACACUAAAGUUGGUUUUAAAAAGCGGGACGCAUGGCGAUCUUGGCAUCACUUGAAGGAAAACUAAGCAAAUUGCACUUUAACGCAAAGAAGUGAUCUUACAUUAGUACUUGUAUCUUUUUAACUUAUUUAUACUAAACGUAUUUGAGUAGAGCACGGAGUGUAACUGCUAGAAUAAUGUCAACGAAGACAGUUUACGACGUGGAGAGUGGAAGCGCAGUGGUUUUACUGGAGGAGAAGCAACGGAGGAGCUGGAUGGGCAGCUGGUUCUGCGCCAGUGUUGCGCUCCUCACGACCCUCCUGGCCGUGCUCUGUGUGUGCCAGCUGCUACGGACACAGAUUGUCGCCGACCCCGCUAAGACUUUGGACUUUGGGGAAGAGCAUCUUGAAGCACCUGUUUACCAUAAAAGAUCACUAAAGCCAAAUGCUACUGACUCUGGCAAACCAGCCACACACUUACAAGCCUCCGUUUCAGAUGCAUCAGAGCUUCACUGGAGGAACGACGUGGAUCAGGCAUUUCAUGUAAAUGGGCUGAAACUGCAGGGCAACAAUCUCCUUGUCCCCAAAACAGGACUGUAUUUUGUAUACUCUCAGGCAUCAUUUACCGGGGACUGCAAGGAUGGCGAGACGGUGUACUUGCUCCUGAGCAUUCAGCGUAAAGCCAUUUCCUACUUAGAAAACCGGCCGCUCCUGAGUUCAAUGAAGACUGUGUGUGGUGAUGCAAAGGAUUCUAAAGAUGUGUGGUUCAAAUCGAUCUACCAAGGUGCAGUUUUCAAGCUAGAAAAAGGUGACCUUCUUGAAACGAAUAUCUCUGAUGUGAGCAAGCUAGAUACUGCAUCUGGGAAAACAUUUUUUGGGGCCUUUCACAUAUAAGGAGAGAUUUGUGUGAACUAGGUUUGCAGAUUCCGUUAGAAAAAUAUUGAUAUACAAUAUAUCAAUAUAUAUGCUACCUAAAAAGGGUUAAAUGGGGUAAACUAGACUAUUUACAGUAUUUAUGUGUUAUAGUUAUUUAUUAUAUUUAUUAUUAGCAUAAUUUAUUCAAUUUGUUUGAAAAGAACAAUGUAAACGGGUAUGUUAACUUAUUUUUGUAUUUAUUUAUAUUUAUUUAUUUUAUUUAUUAUUUCAGGGUGCAUUUGUGUAAUGUAAACUGACAUUUUUGUGUUUGAAAUAUUUUUGUUUUUUUACAAAUCUAAGAUUGACUUUUAAGAGUGCUGUAUUAAUUUAUCACAUUAGGAACUGUAUGGAUGUGACAGAGAAAAAUCCAUCUGUCCAUUUUCUAAACCUGCCUAUCUAGAGUCUAUCCCAGGAAGAACCAAUCAAAAGACAGGAAUAAUCCCUGGACAGGCUGCCAGGCCUUCACAGGGUGAACACAAACACACACACACAUCAGAGGCCAAUUUAUUUUUGCCAUUCCACCUAAUUGCAUGUGAAUGUGGGAGAACAUCGGAGCACUCGAGGAAACCCACACAUACACAGGGAGAAUGUGCAGACUA